This is a messenger RNA of Menidia menidia (Atlantic silverside), 594 nucleotides long. The record is from the annotation of a GenBank genome assembly. Lineage: Eukaryota; Metazoa; Chordata; Actinopteri; Atheriniformes; Atherinopsidae.
AUGUUUUUGAGUAGAACUUCUUCACAGCUUCUGCUUCCCUCCACAGCGGCUCUGACUGUGAGUCCCAGCAGCCUUCAGUUCUUCAGAAAGGACUCCGUGUCUCUGAGCUGUGAGGAGGACGGCAGCUCUGCUGGAUGGACUGUGAGGAGGAACACCAGCAGAGGAACCAGGACCCAGUGUGGAGCAGACUGGGGGAGACUGGCUGGUUCUGUCUGUAGGAUGAGUUUUGUCUUUGAAAGUGACAGUGGUGAAUACUGGUGUGAGUCGGGCGGGGGGGCGGCCGGUCCCAGCACCCCCCUCACUGUCUCUGGGGUCAGAACGGCCUCAGAAGUGAUGCUCUGUGGUGACGUCAUCGUGGUCACCGUCCAAUCCCGGCUCAGCCUGGAGGGGCGGGGCCGUCGCCACGGAGACGGGCUGUUUACUUCCUUUAAUCAGAGCAGCAUGCUGUUGGUGCAGGAGGACCCGUUCGGUUCCCCCCAGCCGUCUCCACACUCAGAAACUCGCCCCUCGCUGGUGUUCCUCCACACAGUCCAUCCAGCAGAGCUGCCGUCCUCCUCACAGCUCAGAGACACGGAGUCCUUUCUGAAGAACUGA